This is a messenger RNA of Brassica rapa (field mustard), 2869 nucleotides long. RefSeq lists its product as uncharacterized. Gene Ontology annotation, biological process: defense response. The record is from RefSeq and is a predicted model, not a curated record. NCBI's taxonomy places the organism in Eukaryota, Viridiplantae, Streptophyta, Magnoliopsida, Brassicales, Brassicaceae.
UUUUAACUGUAACCAGUCCUUAGGCUAAAAAUAAUAAUAAAAAAUGGAGUAGAUUCUCAAGUUACAGCAGAGUUUAAUAGUGAUUGUUGGAGUAAGUUUAAGAUUUCAUCCAAAAAUGUGAAGAAAUUUCCUUUCCAUAUUUUUAACUCGAUUUAUAUAAAUUUUAAGAACACAAGAGAGGGAACAAGUAGUUCUAUUUUUCUAGAUAUAUAUCAAGUUAGCAGUCUACCUGUUUAUGAGGUAUUUAGUGCUUUCAAUACCUUAUUUGGACUGUAUCACACUAUGUGUAAUUUCAGAAUUUAAGAAAAUAAAAUCUCUAUUCUUAAAAGUACCAGAGAUCUAGAAAUCUAUAAUUAGUCAGAAAUAACAAUAAAAAUAACGGAAAUAACCUAAAAUCAAGGAAAGAGAGAUCUAAAAUAUAAAAGAUGAUUAAUGAAAGAAAAAACUAGUCAACGGAAGGUGAUGCAAUUGAUUCGGUGUUCCAAAAUAACCAAAACGAAAACAAGAAUUUAAUCUUUUAAAGUAAAACUUUUUUGUUAAUUAAUAUUUUUAGUGUUUUCAAUUUACUUUUUCAUUUUCACCUUCAUGCAUUGUUCGCCCUCGUCGUCCCUUCCAAGGACGACGACGGAUCUAUCUUUGUCGCCACCCAAAGAACAAAGUUUAUAGAAACAGUUCUGUCAAGCAAAAAAUGUCUUUUCUUGCACCUUGUCAAAUUCUGGAGCUGAAUGUUAUUUCUGCCCAAGAACUGGCACCAGUGGCACGGUGCAUGAAAACAUAUGCAAUAGCCUGGAUUGACCCGGAGUGUAAACUAACGACUCGGGUAGACAAUACGGGCGGAACAAGCCCUACAUGGAACGACAAGUUUGUGUUUCGUCUAGACGAGGAAGCACUCUACGAUGGUACGUCAAUAGUUGUUAUAGAAAUCUACGCAUUGCAUUGGUUCAAAGAUAUUCACGUUGGAACGGUGCAAACGCUGAUCAGCGAUCUUGUGGACCCUUCUUCCGCGAUGAGAUUCGUUACCCUCGAGGUUCUUCGUGCGUCAGGACGCCCUCACGGCCUCUUAAACAUCGCCGUGGGGCUCAUCGAUAACUCGGGCCAAAGCAUGCCUCUUUUGUUUGAAGAAGAUUUGAUGUUUCACAAGAAAAAAAUAAUAUCUUCAAAACCAGUCGGUCUUCGACGGUCCAAAAGUGAUACAAGCUCAAUGGUGGAAUCACCAAGGAAGAAGGUGGCACAACAACAAACCCGUGUGAGUUCUACUACAAACUCAGGUUUUGAGAAAGAUGACUUCUCAUCUGAUUCUCAAAUGGUUGUGUAUAAACCACAAAAGAAAACGCCAAAUGCCAUGUUGAAGCAAACCAAGCAUAACGUGUAUGGGACACCAAUGAGACCAAAGAACAAGAAUGCAUAUACUACUCCCAAAAGGAAGAAUAUUGAAUAUGGAACACCAAUGAGGUCGAGACCGGUUGUGAUCACAGAGUCUGAUUUGGGUCCUUCAGCGUCAGUGGUUGCCGCUCAAAUUGCAAAGGAGAAGGCGUUGACAGGGAGAGACGCAGAGAGUACUGUGAUAAGUGUUGGCGCACGGAGCGUUGAGGGGCUUCGUUCUAAGCUAGAAAGGUGGCAAGCAAAUUUACCGGUUGUUUUAGACGUUGGUUCGAGUUAUCAACCAAGUUCUGACUACAAAACAAGUUCUAACUUCAACCCUAAAUCAAGUUACAAGCCCAACGAAGCCGUCCCGCGGAAUCAACAGAUGAUUGUAGCUCCUCCUCAAAAGCAAGGUGGGACGAAAAAGAAAGGAGGAGAUAACGGAUUGUUUUCAUGUUUUGGUAACAUUUGUGGCAUCGAGUGUUCUAUUGUUUGUGGUGGUUCUAGUGGACAAAAAGCAUCCAAGAAGAAUAAAAAAUAAGAAAUGAAAAUUUCCAAUCCAUAUUCCUCUGAAUAAUGUUUCGCUCCCUGUGUCUAUAUCUCAAGCUUAUCGAUUUUGCAACUUAAUAAUCAAAUCUGUAAUAGGAUGACAGGGACGAAGGAAUUUCAAAGUUACCAAAUUUUAUGAUUCACUUUUUUAAAAAAUAACUAGGAUACCUGUACUGAUCAUGUUUAUUUUCCUUUGUUUCAUUUUUUCUAACAAAGAAAAAGGAAAACAUUGCUAUGAAUAAUAUUGUGAUGAUACCGAUUAUGAUAAAUGCUAGAUAUAUUUGUUCUCCAAACUUUAAUUAUUCUCUAAAUUAUACUUUGUUUUUAAACUAUUGUACUCAGGCUCACUACUCAUGGAAUAAGACACAUUUCUUUAUUCUUAUGUUCUUUACUUAUACUCUUGUUAUCAACAUAAGACCCUAGCCGAUGAACAAAAUUCAAAACUCUAGUUUUCUAACAAAGUGGAUGAUUGGUUGGAUUGUAUCGAUAGAAUUUAGUUAGUAAGAUUAAGUAGGCCUGAUUUAAAUUAUUAUUAUUAUAUUAUUCUGAUUUAAAUUAUUUCAUAAGGCAAUGUAUUGAUUUAAAAUGGUUUAAUGUAUUGAUAGAAAGAUUAAAAAUACAGUGUUUUAUAAUAUUCCAUGUAAGUUAGUUUUCAGAAAUGUGCUUUUGUUUUAUUGGUAUUAUUGAUAAUAAAUAAAAAUAAAUCUGACCUUGUGUUUGAUAAGUUUUUUUUUGUGAAUAAUUGCACAUAAAAUAGAUAUUGUUUUAGUAAAUAAAGAAACUGAGAAAAGAGAAAACAAAUAGUUUUGUUAUACAUUGAAAGGGGCUGGAGAGAAAGAUGGAGAAAUAGGGAUAUGGAUUAGAUCCGGGAAGGAAUGAGAGGGAUCUGGUGCUGAAGAUAAGUAGAAGCAGCGGCAACUCCACUUCCCAAUACAACUGGGUAGCCAACAUCCUUGAG